GCUCACUCUCCCUAAAGGAGGGAGCGAGGCAGAGACACAGAGAGGGGAUUGAGAGGAGCAGGAGAGGAGGCUAUCUCUGGGCUGCUCUCCACUGCAGCGUCUGGCUUUCACUAAAAGGUCUGUGACCGUGUUUUUCCUGCGCUUGUUUGCCUAAUUUAUUCCUGCCGGGGCCAGCAGAGAGAAAGACGGAAAAAAAAAAAAAAAAAAAAAGGACAGGCAGAAUAGUAAAGAGUGCAACAGUACACCCUGACUCGCUGACAGGGAAUGCAGAGAGGUUCUGGCCUCUGGUUGUUACUGCUGGAUGGACAAGCACUGACAAAACAAGAGAAGGGGGAGAGAGACAACACUUUGUGGAGCUUUGAGAGAAGAGAAGAGAACUGCGACUAAGGAGAUUACUCAACUCUGCUUUUGUUCUGGCUUGUUGUUUUUUCUGUGACAUUUGAGCCUCUGACACCACAGACUCUGAGGAGUUGGAGGAGCCUGGAGAAAACAUAAUUUCACCACAGACAGCAGGAGAGGAGGACGUCUUUCAAGAACUCUGUUGCUGCAGAAACCAGAUUUUCUGGGAGUCAAAGGAGUGUAUUGUUUUUUUUCUCAGCGCGCUUCUCAUUUUAAUAUCAAGUGUGGGAUCAUCGUCUACAUAUGGUUAUUUUGAGGGCACAAAGGUUCCUGAGCCAAAAUACUUGUCGAGUUGUCUUUUAUUUUUCCUCUUCAUCACUAUCACCUCUGCUUCUAUAACAGCCUCGACAAGUCAAGAGUGCGUCUGGACUAGAACUGCCUCAGAUCAGCAGAUAACACCUCUGCACGGCAGGAACUGGUUGGACUAGUUUAUAAGUUGGAGGAGAGGGCAGGGCAGUUUAACCCUGCCUGAAGGAGAGUUGUGUUUUAUUUUCCUCCCACUUGUUUGUCCUUCUGGGAGAAAGUCGUGCACCGAGGGAGAGGGGCUGAGCUUCUUCUUUUAUUUGGAGAGCAACUCUUGUUUUGUCCCUCGCCACUGUGCCUAGGGAUUUGUGAGGUGUUUUUUGGGGUUUUUUUUACCUUCUUCCAGGGGGGAGACAGAGAGAGAAAGUGAGAGGGAGGGAGAAAGAAAGAGGGAGUCAAAGUGUAAUUUAUUGUUUCCUGUGAAAAGAGCAAGGCUGCACCCUUUUCUCCUGCUUGAACUCUGAACCACUAAAUGUGUGUCUGAAGUUUUCUCAGACCUUGGGAGCCAUUGAUCAGAGGUCAGGGCAGAAAACAGAGGGGUGAAAGACAAGAACAGAGACAGCAGAGGGAUUAAAGAAGAGAGAAAAAACAGCACUGGGAGGGACCUCCAGGUCAGUCCAAGCAGACUGCAAAGGGGGUAAAGGUCAACACCGUGGAGCCCGGGACAACUUUUCAUUUUUUUUCAUCAUUUUUGGACGAAGCCUGCCCUGAAUUACAAACCUGGAGCCACUGUCUUUGAGUCUGGAAUCAGUUUUUAGACUCUGAAGGUAUUUGGAAGCUGGGGGACAGGGCGGCGCUGUGUAUGAUCCACUCACUGGACUGCGUGUCUCAGAGAAUAUGGCCAUGGUGAGCGGGGGAUGGGGCAACCCCAACGGGGACACUAAUGGACUGGGGGAGAAGGCUUACCUGAGGAGGGAGGAAGAGGACGGAUCGCCACAGGCCGGCAGCAGCGAUGUGGACGUUGGGGACGAGGACAAGGCCUGUGUGGUGGACUGUGUGGUGUGCGGGGACAAGUCCAGCGGGAAGCACUACGGCGUGUUCACCUGCGAGGGCUGCAAGAGCUUCUUCAAGAGGAGCAUCAGACGAAACCUCAACUACUCCUGCAGAUCAAAUCGUGAAUGCCAAAUCGACCAGCAUCACCGCAACCAGUGCCAAUACUGUCGACUGAAGAAAUGUUUCCGAGUUGGGAUGCGCAAAGAAGCUGUCCAGCGGGGUCGGAUCCCUCCGUCUCACUCAGGUAUCAGUCCAAACUCCCUGGCUGGUGGAGUUGGAGGUGCAGGGCCAGGUCACAUUGGGGCAGAUUAUUUCAACGGGCAGCCGGUUUCAGAUCUCAUCUCCCAGCUCCUCCGGGCCGAGCCGUACCCCAGCAGCCGUUACGGGGCCCCUUACAGCCAGACACAGAUGCAGGCAUCUGCGAGCGGAGGCUCAGUCAUGGGCAUCGACAGCAUCUGUGAGCUGGCAGCCCGGCUCCUCUUCAGCACCAUCGAGUGGGCCAGAAACAUCCCAUACUUCCCAGAACUGCCCGUCUCAGAGCAGGUGGCUCUGCUGAGGCUGAGCUGGAGCGAGCUCUUCAUCCUGAAUGCUGCUCAGUCUGCUCUGCCCCUGCACAUGGCUCCUCUGCUGGCAGCAGCUGGGUUUCACUCGUCCCCCAUGUCUGCUGAGCGUGUGGUGUCCUUCAUGGACCAGGUCAGGGUUUUCCAGGACCAGGUGGACAAGCUGAACAGGCUGCAGGUGGACACAGCCGAGUACAGCUGCCUCAAAGCCAUUGCACUGUUUUCACCUGAUGCAUGUGGUCUGACAGACCCGGCCCAUGUAGAGUCCCUGCAGGAGAAGGCCCAGGUCGCCCUGACAGAGUAUGAAAGGUUGCAGUAUCCCAACCAGCCUCAGCGAUUUGGUCGCUUACUGCUGCGUCUCCCUGCUCUGCGUGCCGUGCCGGCCAACCUUAUCUCCCAGCUCUUCUUCAUGCGGCUUGUGGGCAAGACGCCGAUCGAGACGCUGAUCCGAGACAUGCAGCUAUCAGGGAGCUCCAUCAGCUGGCCCUACGCCCCGGGACAGUAAACCCCAGUGACUCCUGAGUGAGACGGACUGAGAUCAGAUUGGGGAAGGAUACAGAGAUCACAAAGAUAACACACAAACUGAAUGUUAUGAAUACAAACUGGGAUCCUAUUUGUGAGUGUGGAGGUCAGUUGUUCCUACUUUAGCCCUGGUAAAGUUUGGUGGUAGUCAAACCAAAGCUGCUUUCAGGGAAACAAAAAUGUACAAAUCUUCAUAUAUAUGUUUGCCGCACUUAGUUUUCUCUGACCUUCAUCUGCUCUCUCUUUGUCUCAUUCUGGACAAAAAACAGGGCUUUAACUGAAAUGCAGACUCUAACAUGAGGCCAUGUGCCCGUACUACCUCCUCCCAUAUCACCCCUUAUGUGACUCAGUUUGAACCCAGGCGCUGUGUCUUUUCCCUCUGCUUUGUUUUUGAGUCAAAAUGAAGCCAUAGCAGUGCCACUUUUACAGGCAGAGCUUUAUAUCGUCACAGCUGGUACAUAUUGUGCAGGUUGUGUAAUGUUUGAUAUGUGGGAUGAAAUAUCAGACUUUGUUACCAAAUGUAUUUGUGAAGACUGCAAAGCAUCAGCAUUAAAACAAAGAAGAGACAUGAGCAUUGUACUGUAUAUUGCACUAUAUAAAGUACAACCAAGAAAUAGUUUGUAUGUUAUAUACUUAAAGGAAUAGUUUAGCAUUUUGGGGAUUAUGCUUUGCUUUGAUUGAUACCACUCUCACAUCUGUAUGGUAAAUAUGAAUCUAAAGCUAGCACCUAUUUAGCUUAGCUUGAAACAGCUAGCCUAGUUCUGUCUGAUGCUGACAAAAUCCACUCUCCAGCAACUCUAAAGCUCACUAGUUAACAUGCUAUCUCUUUUGGUUAACAUGUACAAAAAUUAAAUGGUAAAAACAACAAUUUACGGUUUUAGAGGUUAUGUGCCAGACUGUUUUUUGGCUCUGAGCAGUUGCCAGAAAAACCAGCAGGGAUGUCAGAAAGUUACUGGGCCUGGCAAAGAAAUAGCAGAUAAUCCCCGUAAACCAGUGAAUUGUUGUUUUUAUGCUUUUUGUUUUUGUCAGAGAUAUAACCUUUAAAGACAAUCUUUAGCAAUGAUAGCCGUGAUAGGUGGAUAUUUUACCUUUGAACAAAGCCAGGCUAGCUGUUUCCCCCUGUUUCCAGUCUUUAUGCUAUGCUAAGCUAACCAGCUGCUGGUUCCAUCUUUAUAAUUACCGUACAGACAUAAGAGAGGAAUCGAUCUUCUCAUCUAACUCUUGGCAAGAAAGCAAAUAACUGUAUUUUCGAAAAUGUUGAGCUAUUCCUGUAAUAUUGUAUAUUAUACAACACAAACGUUCUUGAAAUCCACAAGAAGUGGAGGUGAAUGUGCUCAGACACACCCUGGCUCCUCAGACAGUCACAUCCCUGUCUAACAUUAUUACCUCAUGUUUUAUACAUCAAAGAUUGUGUAGUGAAAUAUUCAUGAAGUAAAGAUAAAUAUAAAGGGAUCAAGUUAUCACUAUCACUAUCAUAUCAAAGACCCGUCUAUCCACCAGACUUACCCAAUAUAUAUUUGAAAAUGUUUUAAAAUGUAAAGUUUGAUGUAACAGGACUCCUAAAGUUUGACAGAUCAUUCUCAGAAAGCGACACUGAGUCAAAUAACUCAUAUAAACAUAAAUAUAUGUUUUUCUGCUUAAUCUCUGCAAACAGGACACUGUUUUCUUGUUGUUAUAAGGGUAGAGGUAGUUCAUUUUGAUUUUAUUCACAUUUUCGAUCCCCUUUUAAAAGCACGUCCUAACGGACCGAGGUCACUUUCAAGCAAUUACUUCACUUAUGCAAGGUACUCUGAGUUGUUGAGGUGUAAAGGUUAUAGUGUUUGUUGGUACUGAGAUGAAGGGUACUAAGUAGUUCAGGAGUGUCCGUGCCAUGAACCGCAGCUCAAUAUGAGCUCAUGAUUUUUUUGGUAUAAAUUUUUGUAUUACCUGUUAUUAUAUCAUAAAAAAGGCAACAAUGACCAUGAUCCUUGAUACUGUCAAACAACUUCAUCAAAAGCUCAUCAUGCUGUCCCUGAAUCACAUUGUGUUAUUGUCAGAAUAUAAACUAUAGUGAUUUGACUGUGUAGCUUUACAUUUAAAAGAAUCAUGUUUCUAUGACCAUGCCAAAGCUAAAAAGAAAAAAAUGCAAAUGAAGUUCAUAUGGCUGACUGGUUAUUUUUGCAUUUCUGGAAAUAAAAGUAUGCACAUUC
Messenger RNA from Seriola aureovittata, 4966 nucleotides. RefSeq names its product nuclear receptor subfamily 2 group F member 6-like. Gene Ontology annotation, biological process: cell differentiation; negative regulation of transcription by RNA polymerase II; anatomical structure development. Gene Ontology annotation, molecular function: nuclear receptor activity; RNA polymerase II cis-regulatory region sequence-specific DNA binding; zinc ion binding. Bases 1540 to 2760 code for a protein of 406 amino acids. NCBI's taxonomy places the organism in Eukaryota, Metazoa, Chordata, Actinopteri, Carangiformes, Carangidae. The transcript has 5 exons. The record is from RefSeq and is a predicted model, not a curated record.